Messenger RNA from Grosmannia clavigera kw1407, 4026 nucleotides. RefSeq names its product taz1-interacting factor 1. Gene Ontology annotation, molecular function: protein kinase binding; molecular adaptor activity. Bases 1 to 4026 code for a protein of 1341 amino acids. The transcript is spliced from 3 exons. Gene Ontology annotation, cellular component: Atg1/ULK1 kinase complex; phagophore assembly site membrane; extrinsic component of membrane. Gene Ontology annotation, biological process: piecemeal microautophagy of the nucleus; positive regulation of protein phosphorylation; autophagosome assembly. Lineage: Eukaryota; Fungi; Ascomycota; Sordariomycetes; Ophiostomatales; Ophiostomataceae. The record is from RefSeq and is a predicted model, not a curated record.
AUGGCCGACCAGGUGUUGAUAGCCCAUACGGGCCAACGCCUUCAGCUGGACUUUGCACAGCUCACCUCACUUGAUGAAUUCAGGGCUUUUGUCACACGCGAGACGGCCAUACCAUCCGACUGCAUCAUCACGCUUACUCCUCAGGGAAAACCUCUCCGACUUGCCGCAUUCCAGACAGAGAAAGAACUCUACGUAUACGAUGCGCGUAUGGCUCAACCCGAUGCUGCUGGCGCAGCCGUGGCCAACCUCGAGCUGCCUUUACCGAAGAAAUACACGGCGCCGAUUCCGCCCAACGACCUCCGCGACCAACGAUCGCUUGCAGCAUGGCAGGAGCUGUUUCACACGCGGCAGAAGUGGGCGUCAGCAGUGGUUGACGACUGUGCAGUCAAGGCCGAAACGGCCCACGAGCGAUACUCGGAGAUGGACGCGAUGAUGCGCUGCUUGGACGCGGCGGUAGCCAACCUGGAGGCGGUAGUCAAAGGCGUGGAGACCAAGUAUACGGACGUCAAGAAGUGGAUCGGCAGCGCGCAAGCAGACUACGCCCAUCUGGUGGACAAAUGGGAGCAGUAUCUGGAUAUAGCGCGGAAUAUUCCCAUAUCGGCGGCGAUGCUGCAGUUCAUGACAGGUCAGGACAGAACAGUGGCGCCAAAGGGCAAGAACUCGCGGCAACAGGCGCAGGUCCGGGCGACGCUUGAGGACCUGGUGGACGUGGAGACUGCACGCAAGGCCGGCAAGCUGGCGCCGGCGGCACUCCGACGGUUCAUGGCCAAGGUUGCUGAGCUAGAGCGAACGGCUCCGCGUCUUCUUCAGGGUUGCGAGGACGUGCUGCGAGGCUUUGAGCAGACGGUGGACGGGUCAGCGAUGUCGCACGAGGGCGAGGCGGCGCAGCUGCUGCAAGAUAUCCGGGCGGUGGCGUCGAAGAUCGAGACGGACUACCAGACAACGCUGGAGUACACAGACGACUCGGCACGAGACAUUCUGCAGGCGUCAAAGAUUGCAGCAACACACACGGAGCGGCUUCUGCCAAGUCUGCGGAACCGGGCGGCCGAGAUGGACGAGAUGUUCCGAUACGCGAUGGAGUCGCGCAACCGGCUGGCAGCAGAGUCGGUGGAUUUCAUGCGGACAAUCACGGAGCUGACACUGGUCAGCAGCACGGUCAAGAGCCAGAUGGGAGCGCUGGGCGGAGAGGAGGACAUGGCGCACUUUGACUACCUGCGGCUGGUGCAGCAGAUUCCGUUUGUAUACGCGUCGUUUGUCAGCGAGGCGAUCAAGCGACGCGAGUGGCUGGACAAGGUCAGGACGGACUCAUCGACGCUGGCCAACGAAAUGUCAGUGUUCCGCGACGAGGAGGUGAAGCGGCGGCGGAAGUGGCAGAAGUCGGUGGGGAGCCUGGAAUAUGGGCCAACAUCGACGCGGAUGGGGACGGCAGCAACAGCAGCAGGCGACAACCAGGUGGUGGGCCUGGAGGUAAACCUGCUGGGCGAGGAGGCAGAGUGGCCAGCGGUGACGCGGCGGGAGCUGGAGGAGUACUUUUCGGUGCUGCAACGGCAGCAGGCGGAGACAGAGCUGAUCGAAGAUAUUGGCAAGCUGAUGGGGGAGCUGCGAGCGCCGACGAAGCAGCAGUCGAAGCGGAUCAAGGCGUUUCGAAACGGCAGCGUGCACGAGGCAGCGUUGGGGCGCAGCGGGCUGAUGAUCCGGGGCGACGACGACGUGCUGCGCAGCCUGCAAGACGACAAGGCGCGGGUGGAGGGCAAGCUGCGGACGGCUGAGAGCCGGGUGCGGCGACUGGAGGACCUGUUGCACCGACAAAGCCAGGCGUCGCGGGCGAGCAUGGGCAGCGGGGCGCUGUUCCAGCAGUCGGGCGAGCAGCGGGCGGAGUCGCGGGGCGGCGAGCACAACCGGCGGACGUCGGCAGAGGGUGGUGGCAGUAGCAUGGCGUCGACAGCAGCAGCAGCAGCAGCGGCGGCGGCGGCGACAGAGCUGCGAGCGGCACAGCAGCGGAUGCAGCAGCUCGAGGGCGAGCUAGCGGCGGAGAGAGAGCGAACGAGCUCGUUGUCGGGCGAACUAGCGGCGGAAAAGCAGCAGACCGACGCGCUCGAGGGCGAUCUGGCGGUCGAGAGAGAGCAAAGGGGAUCGCUGGAAGGCGAGCUGGCAGCCAAAAAGGAGCAAAUUGACUGUUUGGAGCGAGAGCGCACAGCAGCCGAGAGCAAGACGGAGGAGGCCAACUCGACGAAGAAGGACCUGCUGAAGAACCUGGAGGGUCUCGAGCGGGGCUUUGCGCAGGAGCGGCGGUCGUUGGAGGAGGAGAUCCGGCGGCUGCAGGGGCGAAUCGAGGACGCAGAGGACGAGAUGGAGCACGAGAGGGCAGCAUUUGAGGAGCAGACGCGGGCGUUGCAGGGUGACGUGGCGCGGCUGGAGGGCGAGGCAGCAGAGCAGCAAGAGGAGGUCAGGACGCAGCGGGAGAGCAGCGAAGUGUUGGAGGGAGAGCUGCGGGUGGUGAAGGAGGAGGUGAAAGCAGCAAAAGAGCAGCAAGCAGUACAGGUGCAGCUGCUGCGAAAGCUCCACGAGCGGAUGGAUGGGACGAACUCGGAGGCGGACUCGACGAAGCUGGCAGAGGCAAUGCACCACCGUCUAGACGAGAUGCUCUCACAGCUGCAGACAGCGACAGAAGCACAGAAGAAGGCGGAAGCGCGAGCAUCGACGCUGGCAGAUGAGCUGACGGCGGAGAUGAAAGCACGACAGUGCCAAGCCGGCAAUGUGGACGAGGAGCUCCGAACGACACAGGAAGAGCUGCAGACGGCACAGACGACACAGACUCGGCUGAGCAGCCAGCUGGAAGGACGGACUCGACGAGCCAGAGAAGUGUCGCAGCGGCUGGGCACGCAGACGGAGCGACUGAUACAGCUGCUGGAGCGGCUGGGGUUUAUGGUCAGCCGGGAAGAGGGGAAGACGGUGAUCCAGCGGGUGCCACGGGCCGAACGAUCAGGGAUGCUGGUGGACGGUUCUGGGCCCAGUAAGAGCACAGGGGCGCAGACGGACUGGACGGACGACGACGCGGACUCGGAGGCGCGGCGGUUCGACGAGUUCCUGGCGACGACAAGCAGCGUGGACACGGAGGCCUUUGCAGAAGCCGUGUACCGACGGGUCAAGGAGGUGGAACACAUUGGGCGCAAGCUGCAGCGAGACGUGCGCAGUUACCGAGACAAGGCGCAUGGGCUGCAGAAGGAGGCACACGACAAGAUUGCGUUCAGGCAGUUCAAGGAGGGUGACCUGGCGCUGUUCCUGCCGACACGCAACCAGAGCAGCGGAGCGUGGGCAGCCUUCAACGUGGGUUUUCCGCACUACUUUCUACGAGAGCAGGAGGCGCACCGGCUGCAGAACCGGGAGUGGCUGGUGGCACGGAUCCAACGUGUGCAGGAGAGGGUGGUGGAUCUGUCGGGGGGGCGGAGUGGAAACGGGAGCCGAAGCGGAGCCGAAGGAGCGACGGAAGAAGACACGGAUACGGAAAACGACAACCCGUUUGAUCUCUCAGACGGACUGCGCUGGUACCUGAUCGAUGCGCAGGAGGACAAACCGGGAGCGCCGGCGACUCCGGGCCUGGGCAAGAGCACGGUGGCGGGCAACAACGUGGAAGCGACGGCAGCGAUGGCAGAGGCGGUUGGUCUGACCGGAAGCGGUGGAAGCGGUGCACGGGGCCGAGUGCAAGGUCACGGACGAGGCAGUGGCAGUGGCAGUGGCGAUAUUGCAGGCAUUUCGGGCAUCAGUGGCAGCAUCAUUCGGUCGGCCGGCAUCGAAGGCGUCAGCAAGACACUGUCGCGCAGUCUGGAGAGCCGACGGUCGAGCACGAGCUCACGACGGGGAGGUGGAGGACCAGGGCCGUCAGCAUUGCGAGUGUUGACAGGAGGAGGUGGUGGAAAUGCAAUUGGAAGUGCUCCAGGAACGGCAACUUCAGAAGCCGAAACGGCUCGAAACGGCCAGCUAUCUGAGGUACGCAGCAUUGUGGACUCGCUGAUGGGGCCCACGUGA